AUGCAGCCACAACCCCAUCCAGAAUGGGAGCGCAUUAGACCAAGCAAAAGCUCUGUGCCACCCUUCUAUGCCUUUGCAAGAGAAAUCAAGCGAUCUGAACAGGACGACAGACAAUACCGCGUAAUACAACUUGACAACGGGUUACAAGUGACCCUUGUUCAUGACUCCAAAGCUGACAAGGCUGCCGCCAGUCUCGACGUUGCAGUAGGCCACCUCAAUGACCCCGACGAUAUGCCGGGGCUAGCUCACUUUUGCGAGCACCUGUUGUUUAUGGGCACGGAACAAUUUCCUCGAGAAAAUGAAUAUUCAGAAUAUCUCGCAAAAAACAACGGGGCCUCUAAUGCCUACACCUCAACCUCAAACACUAACUACUAUUUCAGUGUUUCGACGCACGCACUUUCCGGAGCACUUGAGCGAUUCGCAAGUUUUUUCCACUCCCCUCUCUUCGAUUCCUCUUGCACUUCUCGAGAGUUGAAUGCUGUGGAUUCUGAACACAGGAAGAAUCAUCAGGCAGAUCUAUGGAGGAUUUUUCAGGUUAACAAACAUUUGAGUAAACCCGGCCACGUCUGGUCUAAGUUUGGAAGCGGGAACAGGGACAGCUUGACGAAAGCGGCAAGGGUGCUCAAAUUGAAUCAAAGACCAUUACGCGAGGAUCCAGUUAACAAAUCGCCCAUUCCUAGCCAAUACUGUGCUAGUAGAAUGAGGUUGUGCAUCAUCGGCAAGGAGUCUUUGGACGAGUUAUCCGAACUUGCAUCUUCUCUGUUUUCUCCUGUUUUGAAUAGAGGACGGGAUCCCCUUCCAAUGAUCGAGGAUCACCCCUUCGGAGAGAACGAGAAGGGUACGCUGGUCUCGGUUCAGACCGUCAUGGCCUUCCACGCCAUGGAAAUAUCAUUCCCACUUGAGUACCAGCCUCCCUUUUGGCGACAGAAGCCUAUCGAUUUCAUCUCUCAUUUUGUUGGACACGAGGGUCCUGGUUCAUUACACUCAUAUCUUAAGAACAAGCACUGGGUUUCAUCCCUCAGCACUGGGCAGCAAAAUCUUGCUAGAGGCUUUGCUAUGUUCAAAAUAACAAUACAUCUGACCAGUGAAGGGUUCAAAAACUACCGAUCUGUCAUCUUGGCAGCCCACAAGUAUCUUGCCCUUUUGCGUUCGUCUGUCUUUGAGCCAUUUCACCAACGUGAACAAGCCACUAUAUUCUCUACGCACUUCCGAUUCAUAGAGAAAAAACGACCCGACAACUAUGCAACAUGGAUAACGGAACAUAUGGCGUGGCCUGUGCCUAGAGAGCUUUUGCUCGCAGGGCCUCAAUUAAUUUUGGAUGAGGGGAAACACAAGGUCCGGGAAUACCUCGAAAGCUUUCGGGUGAGGGAGAGCAGGGUAGUUCUAAUGGCUAAAGCGGAGGAACACGCCAAAGUUCAGCCCGAAUGUCGAUGGGAAAGAGAACCUUGGUAUGGUACCGAAUACAGCGUACAGAAGUUUGACGAAGCUUUUAUCACAGAGGCGGAAAGUCCAAAAAGCCUCCCUGAAUUCUUCCUACCUGGACCCAACGAAUUUAUACCCACGAACCUUGACGUCGAAAAGAAAGAACCUUUGAAACGUCCACAUUUGAUAAGAGAGACUCCGUUAUCUGCUCUGUGGCACAAGAAAGACGACAAGUUUUGGGCCCCAAAAGCCAACGUUAUCAUUGAUAUUCGGAGCCCCCUGGGCAAUGCUUCUGCUCGAGCAUCUGUGCUCACCAGACUCUACUCCGAUAUCGUUAAGGACUCCCUCACUGAGUUCGCAUACGAUGCCGACCUAGCUGGACUAUCGUAUAGUUUCUCACCUCACUCCAUGGGGUUGUACGUCUCCAUGAACGGGUAUAAUGACAAAAUGUCAGUUUUGGUGCGGCACGUGCUGGAGAAAGUGAAAGGGCUGGUUGUGGACCCUCAACGCCUGGCCGUGAUUAAAGAUCAAGCACAACGAGACUGGCAAAACUUUUUUAUGGGUCACUCAUAUUCAAUUUCAGACUAUUACGGCCGCUAUCUCAUGGCAGCGCAACAGUGGACUAUCGAGGAAAAAUUGGCAGAACUACCAUCGGUGACUGCUGAGGAAAUCCAACGCCACAUGAAAGACCUCUUGUCGCAAGUCAAACUAAGGAUACUUGUUGUCGGUAAUAUGUUCAAGGAUGAGGCUAUUGGAAUUGCAGAAAUGGCAGAAGAAGGCCUCGGAGUCUCUCCGACAGCGGAUCUCAAUGAGAAAGCACUUAUCAUGCCAGCUGGCUCUAAUUUCGUGUGGUCCUCACCUCUUCCCAACCCGAAUCAAGCAAACUCGGCUCUAACAUACUAUCUACAUUUCGGAUCCGUUGUUAACCAACGCCUCCGCGUGGUUUCAUCGCUUCUUACGCAAAUCCUCACCGAGCCAACUUUUAACGUUCUACGCACAAAAGAACAGCUUGGCUACAUAGUCUUAUGCUCAAACUGGUCGCUGCCUGGUGCUAGUGAAAAGGGACUAAGAAUUGUUGUCCAAAGUGAAAAGCCACCGCCUUAUCUGGAAAAGCGUGUAGAGGCGUUUCUAGAUUCAAUGCGGUUCAAGAUCGAGGACAUGAGCAUUGAGGAGUUUCAAGGGCAGAAGGAAGGUCUGGAGAAGAAAUGGAUGGAAGCAGACAAGAAUCUGUACGACGAGGCUGGAAGAUACAUGCUACAGAUCAACAGCGGACAUUGGGAUUUCCUAAGGAACGAGGAUGAUGCUGGCCUUUUGAAGAGUAUCACCAAAGAGGAAAUGCUGGAGAUCUUUAUGUCCCAUGUCCACCCCUCAUCUAUCACAAGGUCGAAACUCUCAGUGCAUCUGGUUUCACAGAAACCUCGGCCGAAGAAGAUCAGCAUGGCCGCCGCACAAGGUUUUGAAGCCUUGCUACGCACCACAAUACCAGAAAUAGAGAUAGACAACAAUAUCUCAACAGCGGAUAUUGAGGAUCGACCCACAGUCUUCGACUUUGUCGAUCACUGGAAAGAGAGACUGGAGUCGAUCGAAGCUGGGGACACACUCCUGGCUGCUCUUUCCGACCUCGUAGAGAAAUACCCCGUGGAUGCAGAGCUCGAGAGUUCUGGGGGGCUCGGUGGAACCUCUAUUCAGAACAUCAAAGCAUUCAAAGCAGGUCUUACGAUUUCCGUUGACCCUGGCCCUAUGGUGCAGUGGGGAGAUCUUCCGGUACCUAGAUUCUGA
Laccaria bicolor S238N-H82 is the source of this 3201-nucleotide messenger RNA. RefSeq lists its product as uncharacterized. The record is from RefSeq and is a predicted model, not a curated record. Gene Ontology annotation, cellular component: cytosol; mitochondrion. Gene Ontology annotation, biological process: peptide catabolic process. NCBI's taxonomy places the organism in Eukaryota, Fungi, Basidiomycota, Agaricomycetes, Agaricales, Hydnangiaceae. Gene Ontology annotation, molecular function: metalloendopeptidase activity; metal ion binding. The transcript has 18 exons. Bases 1 to 3201 code for a protein of 1066 amino acids.